AAAUUACCAAAGAACCGUUUCUUUCAUGUUCCAGCAACGAAACGCCGUGAAAGUCCCCGUAUAAACGGAAGAUAGAAGAGGCCCUUCCCAUCGCAGCAGCGAAUUCAAAACGCUUCUUCAGCUCUUCAGGAGAGUAGAGCAGGAGCAAUGGCAGCAGACGAUGCAGGAGGUGGAAGAGGAGAUGAAGAGCUAGGGUUUCCGUACUGGGUCCCAGUCCUCCGAAGGUUCCAACCCCAUGACCCCUUCUUCUCUUCAGGAAAUCUUGAAAGAGAGCUACUCGCCAAACAGGUUGCAUUAGAUUUAACAGAAGAGGAGAGAAAUCAGCUUCAAAACAUGGAAGACAUGGAAAUCUGGAGCAUAUCUUGUCCCAUAGUCGGUUGUGGUGUGCAGUUGAAUUCCUUGGACAACUUUGAAGGUCACUACCGCACUCGGCACACUGCAUCUUGUUCCGUCUGCUCAAGAGUCUACCCAACAUCACGCCUGCUGAGUAUACAUGUCUCUGAAGCGCAUGAUUCCUUUUUUCAGGCAAAAGUCGCACGUGGGUUCCCUAUGUAUGAAUGUUUGGUGGAAGGCUGUGGAGCAAAGCUGAAGAGCUACAAAAGUCGACAACAGCAUCUCAUAGAUAAGCAUAAAUUCCCCACAUCAUUUGAUUUUUUCAAGAAGGCCCAGCCGUCCAAGAAACAGCGGCAGAGGUACCAGCGCAAGCAAGCUGAUCAUAAGAGGGAGGAGAUGAAGGAAGAUGAGAUGGAAGUGGAAGGAAAGAUUGAUGACCUUGUUUCCGCUGUCUCAAAAUUAAACACGUCUGACUCUUCACCUUCCACCGUUAGCUUUGGGCAUCGCCAUACUCGUGGCUUCUCAUUCCUCCCACGGGCCGUUCAGAGAAAUAGAAAGCAUGACACUCCCCAGUAGAGAUGCAGACUGAGCUGAAUGCACACUGGUACACACAUCACUAUGCUCUCUUUGUUCUUUUUAUGUUUUGGGGUAGUUUGUCUUGUUUUUCUUUACUUUUCUGUUCUUUGGAGCCUUUGGUUACCUUCAUAAAAUUUUCAAUUCUAUGGAGAAACAUUAUUUCCACUCAAGAUCAGGUCCUGCGCGGGGUGGAAUUUCAACUUGGAAAGGGUUCAAACAUUUGGUUUUGGAAAGAUUGUUGGGUGGAGAACAUUCCUCUUAGAGACAAAUUCCCCUUAAUAUUCUCUCUCGCUGUU
Messenger RNA from Magnolia sinica, 1205 nucleotides. RefSeq lists its product as uncharacterized. Lineage: Eukaryota; Viridiplantae; Streptophyta; Magnoliopsida; Magnoliales; Magnoliaceae. The coding region runs from base 148 to 909 and encodes 253 amino acids. The transcript has 4 exons. The record is from RefSeq and is a predicted model, not a curated record.